GGCUCAGAAGUGUCUACCUUGUGGGAGGUCCUUGAGGCCGCUGAGGUCGUUGGCGUCUGUUGAACGGCUCGUGGAAGUCGUGCUGCCUUGGGUAGGGCGUUAAGGUCGUUCUUGAGAGGAACGUCUCUGUCCGAAGAGAAAAUGAGUUUAGCUCUGAGAAAUGAGCUUGUGGUAGACAAAACAAAGAGGAAAAAAAGAAGAGAACUCUCUGAAGAACAGAAACAAGAAAUUAAAGAUGCUUUUGAACUAUUUGACACAGACAAGGAUGAAGCAAUAGAUUAUCAUGAAUUAAAGGUGGCAAUGAGAGCCUUGGGGUUUGAUGUAAAAAAAGCUGAUGUACUGAAGAUUCUUAAAGAUUAUGACAGAGAAGCCACAGGGAAAAUCACCUUUGAAGAUUUUAAUGAAGUUGUGACAGACUGGAUAUUGGAAAGAGAUCCACAUGAAGAAAUAUUAAAGGCAUUUAAACUAUUUGAUGAUGAUGAUUCAGGUAAAAUAAGCUUGAGAAAUUUGCGACGUGUUGCCAGAGAACUGGGUGAAAACAUGAGUGAUGAAGAACUUCGGGCUAUGAUAGAAGAAUUUGAUAAAGAUGGUGACGGAGAAAUAAAUCAAGAGGAGUUCAUUGCUAUUAUGACGGGUGACAUUUAAAGAAUUACAAGGAUAAACACUAAGAAUGUUGCAGUUACAUCUCAUAUUCUAUUUUUGUGCUGGAGCCGUGUUAAAAAGAAACCCAACUUAGUUCUCUUUUUCCAAAAGGACCAAAAAUAAGUGUCUUAUGUAUUCAUAUUUUACUACUGUUAAUUUUCUUUGUAUGAGCAGUAUUGUUAGCACUCUAAUAGUUUAGCUUUCUAUUUGUAAUAUAGCUUUUAUAUAUAUAUAUAUAUAUAUAAAAUUUAAAAAAUUGAAUCACGUGGUACACAUUCUCUGAAAGUUUUUUAUUCGGCAUCAGUAGUCACUUUUGUUUUGAUGUACACAUUAUGCAGACUUUCAUUAAUAAAGUCUUUAUUUUAGUAGUACUUUAAA
Prionailurus viverrinus (fishing cat) is the source of this 1020-nucleotide messenger RNA. RefSeq names its product centrin 3 (gene CETN3). Lineage: Eukaryota; Metazoa; Chordata; Mammalia; Carnivora; Felidae. The record is from RefSeq and is a predicted model, not a curated record. The transcript is spliced from 5 exons. Gene Ontology annotation, cellular component: microtubule organizing center. Gene Ontology annotation, molecular function: microtubule binding; calcium ion binding. Gene Ontology annotation, biological process: spindle pole body duplication. The coding region runs from base 142 to 645 and encodes 167 amino acids.